UUUUUAAAAAUCUUUUAGCCUACAUCGUGGAGAGCCUGGAUAGUCGUCGUCGUUCCUCCAAUGGUGACCAGCCUAGUGUUUCCAGCAUGCUGCCAACACUAGAGAUAUUCCUGUAGCGGUUCAGGACAAAGCGUGCUGCCCGUCGAUGGAUCGCCUCAAACCUUUCGAUGCUCUUCUGGGUGAAUGGGUCCCAGACUGAAGAUGCCUAAUCUAUAACCAGACAAAGGCUUUAUAGGCUCUUUCUUUCACACUGGAGUUGCAUAUCUUUAGUUUUUUCCCUAAAAGCCAUAGGGCCUUGUUUGUCUGGUUGUUUAAAUGCUCGUCGCAGCGGACCUCUCUUUAAAUGGUAGCACCAAGUAAAUUUAACAAAAAGGUAUGUGCAGAUUUUUUUUCUUCAAAAAUUAAACACAUUUUUUAAAUUUUUUUAUAUUUAAGUUUCUUCUACAUUCACUUUGAAACCUGUUACUAUACACUCACUCAGCAGUGGUGUAGCUAAGGGGGUGCGGACCGCACCGGGUUACACCAUCUCAAUGGGUGACACCAAAUUGAAAAUGGCAUAUUUACAGAGCAAACACAGAGCAAACACAGCUCGGUCUAACCGAAUUUCAUAAAAAGAUAACCGAUCACACGUAAAAGUUCCACUCAUGUCCCCAAUCCAAAUACGUGCUUUAUUUAAACGUUCAAGGUUGGUGCGUCAGGGAUGAGGCGACCCUAUAAUUAGAUGAAUAGCUGAAUGGUACAUCCUUGAAUCUCUUCUAGUACUCUUGCUAAGCCUUCAAUUCUUUCUUACGAUCUGUGUCUGUGGAUUCAUCUGAGCGGAGCUUUUCAAAACUAAGUCUUAUCAAAAACCAUUUACGCUCCACCAUGGAAUAUUUAUGGCUUUCUGGUCUGGAGCUACUAUCACUUGAAAGUGAGACUGUGAAAGAUAUUGAUUUUGAUAAGGUGCUGACAGGUUUGCAGCUUUAAAGACCAGAAAAAGUUUUUUUUUAAUAAAAUAAAUUUAAUUUUAAAAUAAAUAUAGAUUAAGGUUGUUAAAGUUUUUAUAUACAUUUAGGCCUACCUACUAUUGAUUUGUUUUUGUUCUUGUCAUUGUUAUGAUGUGGUCUUAUUUUAGCAUGAAGAAAUCCAUAAUAAAAAUCGGGGGUUGGGGGUGACACUAUGUGUUUACCGCACCGGGGGACACCAACCAUAGCUACGCCACUGGACACUCACUUUACUUAUAGGCCCCUACUCCUAAUUACUAACUUAUAGCUAUACACUGACAAUGUACAGGGACAGAGUGCAAAUUUAAACUUCUGCAUGGCUUUCUUUUUUGUAAAGCAUUUUAAGAAAUUAAAAAUUAAUUUUCACUUUUUAGUGCGUUUAAACUCGUCUUUCAUUGAAAGUCUUUUUCUAAAAGUGGUAUUAUUUUAUUAUUAUUAAUUUUGUUUUUAUUAAACCACUACUAAUAGCCUACCAACAGUAAUCUCUCCCUGAUAACUUUUUAUUUUAAAGGGAGGGAACCCUUUUAAAAUUUAUAAAGCGGAAGUUGAUAAUACAUUUAACGAAGUGUCUACACGUCCGGCGCGCCGGACGUGUAGUGCGCAAGAUACACGUCCGGCGACUUGUCACGUGACCGCCGGACAUGGCCGGACGGCUAGUAGUUUUUAUAAUUCCAAACGAAGUACGAUUUAGUACAUCUUGUCUGGUCUUGUGGUAGAGUGGUUGCUUGACGAUAGGAAUGUUUGAGGAUCUAUACCGGGGAUAGGGUCGUUUUUUUUCUUCCCAUUUUAAUUAAAAUAUUUUGUAUAUAUUUAUAUUAUCAUGUUCCUCAGCAACAGUAGUUUCAUGAGAAGUUUUUAAAUAUUUUGUAGCAAUUGAAAUAAUUUAAAAUGAAAUCUUUAACUUUUAUUGGUUGCCACACUGGCCCCUAAUUUAUUUUAUGGAUUACUGGUACACAAAAAAUAACAAACUAAACAAAAAUGUUUACAAGCCACUUUCACUUAAGUUUCUUUUUCUAUUAUUUGCAUUCAAGAUACUCAGUACAUUACUUGGUAGAGAAAUAGAUUUUAAAAUUAACAAUAGUUUUGAAUUAUUCGCAGUCACGUGACAAGGGUGACCGACACGAUAUCUCUCGCCACUUUGUUACGGCGGUCAUGUGACUUGGUCGCCGGACACAUAGUGCGGGAGAUAGACGUCCGGCGCGCCGGACGUGUAGACACUGCCUACAUUUAAUGAUAAACAUCAUCGAACAAAAUCCCAACUAAUGAAUUACAACGUAAGUAGGCCUUAAACUAUUAGUGGCUGUUAUAGGCCCUAUAGGCAUACAUAAUAUAUGCACAAAUGCAUUUUCCAGACAUUAGUCCUUUAAAUUUUUUUAAAAAUUCAUAUCUUGCAUUAGUUAAAGUAGACAAUCAUUACUAAAAGUUAAGAUACAACUUACUUAAACUUAAGACGAGUGACUGCAAACCGCUUAAACUUACUCUCAACAAACUUGAGCCAGCUUAAAAAGUCAGAGACUGACUAUAUUAUAGAACUAAACUAAAAAAGCUCAAUCAUUUUCAUUUUUAUUAAAUUUUCAAAUGACCUAUAUAAUGUAAAUGUAAUGAGUAAUGAAAUGAUUUUAGAUCUAGGCCUAGGUACUUCAGACUUCUGUGGAAAAAAUAGGUGACAUGAAUGAUUGGGUCAUCCUCAUCCAUACAUUUUUCAGAGUUGUGACCCCUCUCCCCCCAUUGUCACAAAUCAUCACAAAAACUUAGCCCCCCCCCCCCUUUAAAUAUAGCAUCACAAACCUCUGUCCGCAAACCCCCCCUUUAAAAAAAUCCCUCUGUUCACCAAAUCACCCCUCUCCCCCCAUUUUCACAAAUCAUCACAAAAACUUAGCCCCCCCCCCUUUAAAUAUAGCAUCACAAACCUCUGUCCUCAAACCCCCCCUUUAAAAAAAUCCCUCUGUUCACCAAUGUCCUUUACAAACCCUUGAAUCUUAAAAAAAUCACCUCUAAUGGUCGUCAUGGAUAUCAAAUUAUUCCACAUUUGUUAGAAAUAUUUCCAUUGAACAGUGGUUCUUAGGGAAGGGUUAAAAUUAAAACAUGCCCCGAGGACUGAGGGGCGGGGCGGAAGACACAGAAAAUUGUAUUUGUUUCCAUCAGUAAUUAUUGCUGCCUUAAAAAAAAUCAGUUUUUAUCCAUUUUGCUAAGCUGCAGUAAAUGUUUUUCUGGUGAAUUUUGUUUGCACAUUACUUGUAUUGUUACAUAUUUUUUUUCUUGUUUCUAGGAAUUUAAUUAAUAAAAUAAAAGGACCAUAACUAAAUUAUUUAAUUAUUAUAAUUUUUAUUACAAUACAAUUUAUGCGGGAGGGGUGCGGACAAAGUUUUAAAAUUGAGAAAAGAUGCAACGCUGCGAAAAGGUUAAGAAUCUCGGCCCUAGAACAUUUAUUAAGAUCACCACCUCCCCCUUUUUUCUCUCAUUUUCAGUUCCAAUCAACUUUACUGGUAGCCCUUAUUCUAUGACUCCCGUCUCCACAUUUCCACAUAAAUCCUUAUGCCUUUCAAUGUUACUACACCCCUUUUCUCCUCCUCCGUGUUGGCCUAUAACUUGAUCAGAGGCCAUUUUUCAGACCUCACAUACAUGUACUGAUUCUCUCAGUGAUUGUAGUUUAAAAAAAUGUUUGCGUGAAAGAACACACACAUGAACAUGAAAAUUUAUGCAUAAAAGUAGAGCCAAAUUUUUUAGCAUAAUAUAGUUCAGGGGCAUGAACAAAUACAGGUUAAACUUUCAAUGGAUGAAAAUAUUUUUUAUUUCCAUUCUCUAAAAAUAAAGGUCAUGGAAAGGUGGGUGUACAUUUUUAUGAGAUUAAUAAUAUAACAAAAAAAAAUCAACUCAAGGAUGUUGCAGACGGGAAAAUAAGUUAAGAUAUUCUUCAAUUCUUAAGAAAUCUGUUUUUUACGAUUUUCCGAUAAUGUAGUAGAGAAGCUUCGGGUAAUCUUUUAAUGAAGAUAACAAUAUAUCAAAUUCUGUUAGUCUUACAGAUAUUUAAAAUGGUGUUUUUAUUUGUUACUGUAAGUUAAAAGACAUGGAUUUAUUUUAAAAAUUUCUGUUUGUUUGUUUUUUGUUGUUGUUUAUUAGAGUUCCUGAAAAUGGGUAGGAUAGGCAUAAAUUAUAUUGCAGAUCAAUAUUUAUUAAAACAAAAUAAUGUUAAAAACGUAAAUAUCUAUUUAUAGAUACUUCUUUUCAAAACACGAAAAGUCUGACUCACUAUUUCCUGAAUAUACAUUAGAUACUUCUUUUCAAAACAUGAAAAGUCUGACUCACUAUUUCCUGAAUAUACAUUUCAAGGGCCUGGAAUAUUGUCGUAAAUAUUAUUCAGUUAUAUAUGUAAAAUUUUGAUUCUUAGAUGUUAUGACUUCGCAAUAGCAGUUAUCAAGUAUUGCAAAAGGCCUUCAAUUAUUAUCCUGGUAACAUCAGGUCAUAUUUUUUGAGUAAUUAAUAAAAGGAUUUGGCUUACUUAGGCUAACACUCAAAAAAGAUUUUGAAAUUGAAAGUGCAUUUCAUUGACAAAAUCAAAAUUUCUUGAAAAAGAACUACUUUUGGGUAUGGCGUUCAUUAGUUUAGUUACUAUUGCAUCAUUAUUAAAAUAUGCGUUAUCAAAAUAUGUACAGAUCCCAUUUGAUAUUAGAUUAAUUGCCUCAACUCUUGCCUGCCUAUAUAUAUUGUUAUUUUCAAUUUUCAUACCUUUACUUACAGUUGUCGAUCAAAAUUUACUGGCUUGAAAAUGAGUUUUGAAAGCCAAGAUGCUGAUGUUUAUCCAGGUAUGCUGCUUGGCAUAACAUUAUUUCUUUGUGUAAUUAUCUUAAGUAAUCAAAGAAGUAAUCUAUUUUUCUUUAUUAUUAACUUUAAAAAAAAAAAAUAUAUGUUUCUUCUUAAAAUCUCUGAUUGAAUGAUGAUUAUUUUUAAGGAGCUUGGUUAAUAAAAAGAAAGAUGGAAAAAACGUUUUCUGUUUGUGAUCUUCAAUUUUUGUUUAUUCUUGUUUUGUUUGAUAUUUGCUAUAUUUCCUUUGUUUCAUUAUCGACUAAUGAAUAUAUAUAUAAAAUUUUCAUGAACAUUUUUUAUAUUGUGAGGCUCAGCAGUGUUUUCUUAUUUGCAACCCUUUUUUUAGGUGAUGAUGAAAGGAAACGAGAUUCAAGUCGGAAAAGGGAUGGAAAGAAAGAAAAGAAAGAAAAGGGCUAUCAGAUGUUUGAAGAGGAAGAUUCAGAAGAAGAGCAUCUAGUUUUAGCAGAAGAGAUUAAGUAUGAAAGAAAACUGUGAAGAAAUGGAAGUUAAAUUAGCCGAUCAAAUUAAGUAUGGUUCUCUACUGAAUUGAGUUGAACAUUUGAAUUGGAAAUUAAUUUAAACUUUCUAAUUAGCCAUUUAAUUUGAAAUUUUCUUUUAUUAUAUACAAGUUUGAAGUUACAACCAUGGCAUAUUGAUAAGGGAAGAGAACAUAUCGGUACAAGAUACACAUUCCAGGCCACUCUCCAUGUUGUUCCAUUUAUUAAAUUUAAUAAAGUAUAUGUUCCUUUCUUUACUGAUUAACUACCAGAUUGAAAAACCUGCUGUGGCAGUAUUAAAUCUAGGUCACAUUUUCUCAUUUUAGGUGUAUGUACAAUUUCAGCUGCAGUUUUCUUAAUUACUAACAUAUUCUAAUGAUUAAUAAACCAUUUUGUCGGUAAUUGAAUUGACUAUAAGAUAAAUGUAAAACAUUUUUUAAAGUUAAGUUUUGUUAGGAAGUAAUGAAUUGUUAAAUUAGUAUUUACACCAGAAAAACAAUAAAAAAUAUAUAAAUGUACCAACUUACGUAUAAAUUUUAAAUUUCCAAUAUAUAUAUAUAUAUAUAUUGGAAAAGAAUGUUGAGUUUAUUUCUUUUAUUUAUAUAUAUAUAUAUAUAUAAAUAAAAGAAAUAAACUCAACAUUCUUUUCAUUAGUAUUUGUUACUAUCGGGGUUUCUCCAACCCAACCUUAAAGUCCAAUGUGUUUUUCAACACACAUUUAUUUAUAAAUUAAAAUCCCCAAGAAACAGUUUUCAUUUACAAUUAAGUUACAUUAAGUGUAUAUUCCAUAAACUCUUCAGUGUCCUGUAAAUGUUUAUUAAUCUCUUUCUCCCAGAAGUCCAAGUAAAACUAAAAAGGAGAGAAUUAAACCGAGCUUUAAGUUUCCAGUGACAGUGCGGAAAGAAAAAACAAAGGAAAAGGUUGAAAUACAUUUUUCUCAAUAAGAACGUGUAGUUACAACAUCUUGGCCUUUUAAAAGGGUCAUUAUAACCUCUUGACCUGUUACAUUUCAUUUAUGAAAAUUAAUCUUAUUUUAAUUAUUCAAUCAUUAUUUUAAGUAAUAAGGAUCGGUUGUCAUGGUGAUUUGUCAGAGUUAAUGUCUAAUUUUUAUCGAAAGAUUCCUUGAAUUUUGACAUAAAAGUGCAUCAAAGAUUAAAAUUGUUACUCAAACUCAUACCAGGUCAGUUUCAUUUAAAUAUUAAUGCAUAAAAGUUAAUUUAUUUCCUGUUAAAUUUCAGGAGGAAAAAAAAGACAAAGAGUCAAAAGAAGAAAAGGAGAAAAAGAAAGAAGAAAAGAAAAAGAACAAAACAAAAGAGAAAAAAAAACUUAAGACGGUUCACAGUGAUCCUGCCAACAUCAUAGUUGAAGCAAGUAAGGAACACGUUACUUUUACAUGCACUUUUGAAAUAAUAGAUUUUGAAAAUACGUGUAAGCUUAUCGCCACUGUAUUGCUAUUUAUUCUGUCGGAAAGGACGCUAAAAUAAUUUAUAUAUGUAUAUAUGUCGCAAUCCUUCUUAAUCUGUGUUCUUAUUUGAACAAUAUAGGUGUUAAUGAGAAUCCAAUUUUUGGUGUGCCCCUUGCUACAGCAGUGGAGAGAAAUAAGUCUCAUGAUGGAAUAGAGCUUCCUGCUAUAGUCAGGGAAUGCAUUGACUACAUUGAGGAAUGUGGUAAGGAAUAGCACAAAAUGAACAAAACCCAAUUUGAAAUUUGGAACUUGUCUGUGUUGUAUUUGUAUUUUAAUCAUUUGUGUACAAUUUUAUUUGUGCUUCUAUUUUAUGUCAUUCCCAGCUGAUUAUUAUGGUUGAUAUUUUCUUUGUGAGGAUGCAAAAAAAUUAUUUUUUUAACAAAUAAAAAACAUUGGUUUUCCAGGCCUAGCAUGUGAAGGCAUUUAUAGAAUCUCUGGUGUUAAGUCAAAGGUCCAGCACCUCAAAGAUUGUUACAACCGCCAGCAAACUGUUCACCUGUUUGAACAUGAACCAAACAUAGUAGCCAGUCUCCUGAAGCAGUUCCUGAGAGAUUUGCCAGAACCAGUCCUGACGACUGCACUAAUGCCAAAAUUUGAGGAGGCUUCUAGUGAGUUAAUGAAGUAUUAUUUUAUUGUACGAGACAGACGGAGCUCUGUGUUACUUAGAAAUAAUGAAAUACGAGACCCAACGUUUGAAUGUGGAGUGCUUAUUCCUAAAUCAUCAAACUAAUCACACAUCCAUAACACAUUUGAAAGAAAUGGGACAUAAAGUCUAAUGCUUGAUUCUUUACCAAACAGCCAUUAAAAACAGCAAAAAGAAAGUCGAAGGCUUCAGUAAGCUGAUCACUGAUUUACCCACCUGCAAUAGGUUGCUACUUAGCUGGAUGAUAGUUCACAUGACACACGUUAUAGAACUGGUAGGUGCUUUAUACAUAUUUAUCUGACAAUAAAUCAUGUUAAAACUUUGUGUAGAUGUCAUUCUUGUCUUUGUAUAAGUCAUAUGUAACAUUUUCAUCUCAAAGAUAUUAUUUUUAUGUCCUUUUCUUAUUGAUAGUUGGCUUCCAAAAUUAUUUUUUAAAAUUAUUUAAAAUAUAAACGUGAACAAAAGUUAUACAGGCCACACAAAUAGUUAUUCAACUGGCUGUUGUUAAAAAUGGUUAAAAUUUGACAUUGUUAGAUAUAAAGGAAAGAUUAUGUAUUUUAAAAUGAUUAAAACGAAGAAAUAAAUACCUUUACUGUAAUAAUCUAUUUGUUAUUAGUAAUUAGUAACGGUCAUGUCUAAGUGCUCGAAAUUUUCUUUCAGGCCAAGGAAAAUAAGAUGACAUUACAAAAUGUCAGCAUUGUUCUUAGUCCCACCAUGCAGAUUAGUCACAGGGUUCUCAAUAUUCUCUUCUCUCAUGUCCAUGAGCUCUUUGGAGAUGUGCUUUUACGCAAGUAAGAGAAUUAAAUCAUUAAUUUUUUUUUGUUUAAAAUGAUGUUUUCAUUUCAAACAAAAUUUUAAAAACUUUUUAAUAAAAUGGUAUUUUCUCUCGGUAGAUAUGUACCCCCACUAAAACCUGCACAUUCCAAAUGGUCGCUGGAAUUGCCAGAUAAUCCUUCUGCAUUAGAGGAGGAACUAGCUAAACAGGUUUUAUUUUUUUGUAAUCAUAAGAUAUAGGAUUAGGAAUAUCUGUAAAAAUUAUUUAAUGUAAUUAAAAUUCGUUGAAUCAGUAAAUAUAAGUAGAAUUAUUUUAACAAUUUUAUAAUAUUUAAGUCUUGAAAAGUGGACAAAUAGUUUUAAUAGAUUAAAAAAAAAAAUCUUUCAAAACCUUUAGAUUUUAAGAAAAAAAAUGCUUGAUUCGCAUUGAUAAUUGUCUUUAAAUUUUGCAUGCUCUUUUUCACAGGAAUCUCUUCUGAAUCAGCUUCAUGCAGAAGUCAAUUCUGGAAGAGAAGAUCCAGUGAUUGUAGAUCAGCUUUGGGAGGUUCAGAGAGUGGUCACUCAGCUCAAGAGAAAGGUUUAAAAAAAAAUAUUUUAUGAAAUUAUAUUUGCGUUUAAGAAUGCUAAUUAUUACUAAUUAUGCAACGUUUUGAAUGGUUUGUCACUGAGAUGUAUUAAAUGUUUCAAUGUUCUUGUAGCUGUUGACUAGUAAAAACACUAAUAGAGCCCUACUUCCUCUCAGCAGUCAUUAACACUUCACUUUAAAAUUAAGUUUUUCUUGAACAUUCAAGAAAAUUUAAAACAAUAUCUAGGUCAUCCUUGACGUAUGAGGUGAAUAUUUUUAAAUAUUCAGCACUCAAUACUAAUUUAUAUGGCAGCUCCGACAUAACAGAAAGAUAUUUUUUGUCACAUUGCAUACCUUACUCCUACCUAUAAAUUGAUUGACACCCUUUGUCUAUAAGCAAUUGAGGUAAUUGAAAAAUACAGUUUAAAAUGUGAGCUGAUGUUACAAUUCAAAAUAUUAGCCGGUGCAUUUUUUAAAAUAGAAAUAUAAUUAAAAUAUCUAACAAUUUUAGGUCAAAUAAGAUAUAUAUUUUUUCCAUAUCAGAUAAAAUAGAUGUAUAUUUAUUGUUAUCUAACUAAUCAUAUUUAUUGUUAUCUAACAGACUAUUGAUAGCAUUCUUUAUAACAAAUUAAAAUGCAUUUGAAAUUUUUCCCAAUCAAGGGAGGGGCUUUGGGUCGGUAAAGCGCUGCACAUUUAAUCAGCAACGUCAAUAUCAAAACAAAAAAGGGGAAGGGGAGAUAAGGUUAAAUACCAUGGCUUGUGCUGAAUAAAAAUUAGGUUAACAUACAGGCUAUAAAGGUAUAUUUAUUGUUAUCUUAACAGAUCAAGACUGCAAAGAAAAAUGUUGAAAUGGGAGAAAGACGCCGCACAAAUUUGGAUGCCAAGAGGUCCUCUACUGCAUCUAUCCCAUCAUUGAGUGCUCCAGAGGAUCUGCACCUUGAUCUGAGGCCAGCACCAGAACCCAUGGCUGCCAAUGUUACAACAGUUGUGGCUGUUGUAGAGAAACAACCUGAAGAGGAAACUCAACCCAAAACUGAAACGGUUGCGGAGGUUAAAAAGGGAGUUAAGUUUGCUGAAAGCAGCAAAAAAACAAGAGCUCCGCAGAUCGGGGACAUUAAAAAAAUGGAAGAUGACAAGAAAGGAAAAGAGGUUGAAGAGAACGUUGCAAAGGGUUCUGAGGAAGAUGUAGUGGAUGUAGUGGCAGGGACAGAGAUUGAAGAAAAGGAUGAGAAUACAGAAAAUCGCUUAGAGGAAAAGGCAGAGGAGAAAGUUGAAGAACAAAAGGAUUCAAUUGAUGCAUCAGUUGAUGUUAAGGGAGAGGAGAAUCAAGUAAAAGAAGCAAGUAAAAUUUUAAAAGAAGACAAAACACCUGAAUGUGAGAAACCAACAGUUGUCAUUGCUGAACCUCAGAGCAGUGAAGAGGGUGAUGUGAACAAAGUCGUCAAGGAAGCUGUAGAGGAAAAGUCAACUGAUAUAGUUGUAAAAUCAGCUGAUGCCGAGAGUACCAAAGAAGAACCCAUUAAGAUAGAAGAAGCAAAAUUAGAUGAAAAAACUAAAACUGUGAGUAGAUUCUCUGUUGAAAUGGUCCCUGACAAAAGUAUUACAGUUCCUCAGGGGAAACCAUUAGAGCCUGCAGAGGAGAAUGCAGCAGUUCCUGUCAGUGAAGUGAACAGGACAGUCCAAAUUGAACAAGUUAAGCCAGAGAUAAAGCCCCAACAAGUGGAUGUUCCACCACAGCCUAAAAAAGUGGAGUACGUCUACAGGAAACCUCCCAAUCCGCCAUUUAUGUCCACUGCACUCCUUCAACCAAUGAAAGCUGAAAUUCCUAAACCUAAGAAACCUGUCGAGGAAAGUGAUGCCAAAAAGGAGCACAUCCGUAUGUCAGAAGAGCUUAGGGAGUUGGAAGAGGAGCUUUUAGGGGAGAAGAAACAAGUGCUCCCGAAAAAUGAGGAUGAUGAAGAAUAUGGUAAUUUAAUUUUUUAAUAACGGUAGUGUUCUUGCUAUCACAAGUCUGUCCUUUGAGGCAAGUUAGUUCUAAAAACACUCAAUGUAAUCAGCUGACAGUUUCACAUAAAUAAAGAUGCUUGAUGUUGAUUUUUUUUGGUUGUCAACAAUUAGUUUAUCAUUACUGAUUUUAAAAAGUGUAAUUGUAAUGCUUUAGUUAUGAUUUGAGAAUUUAAAAUUUAUAGCUUUCUUUUUAUUGGCAUUUUUUCACUCAAUUAAUUUGUAAUUAUUGUUAAAAUUAGUGUGUUUCAAUUUUGUAUUCUAGAUAUUCCAGAAGAUGUUGAUAUUGAGCAGCUAUUAGAUGAAGAAUAUGCCUUGAAGUUGGAGGAGGAAGAAUUACUUGCUAUUGGUAAAUCAAUGUGGCUUCAAAUGUUGUCUUAUGAACAUAACUGUCUAAUUUUAACAAAAAAAGAAUUAGUUAAUUGAAAAAAUAAUGUAAAAUAGAAAAGUUUUUUAAAUUAUUAUUAAGAUAAUGCAUUUCCUGAAAUCACCUCUGCCAUUUCUCCCAGUUUAAUAUCCCAUAAGUGGAUGGAUAACAGUAGCGAAGAAUCAUUUCAAAUAGAAAAUAUAUUGUUUAAUAAUAACAUAAAAUAAACAUUUAAACAUUAGCUUUUGUGCAAAGUAUAUUUAUUCUCUACAAAAAUAUUUAGUUUUAGUACAUAAUACAAAUUUGCUUUAACCCCCACCCCACCCAAGUUUUGAAUUUUAGUAAUUAAUCUAUUUGAAACCAGUAUGGUUUAAAAAAAUCACCUCAAAUCAGUUAUAAUUGUAUAGUAUAAAAGUGUUUAUUCUACUGGACAUUUACAUGCAUUGAUGCAUGUUAUUUGUAGCUGAUGAACUGAGACAGAAAAUUGCCACAGAGCGCAGUGAGAUGGAGAGACUUACCCAAGAGAUUCAAGAACUUCAAUACCUCAGGCAAGAUUCUGAUCUAGAGGACCUGAGCACCAGCUCAUCUUCCAGCGAUGAGAGUGAAGAUGAGGAUGACAUGCAGGAACUUUUGACGCAGCUCAUACAAGACAAUGAACAUCUGGAAGUAAGUAGGACAAAACGAGAAGUUUUAACUUCUUUAAAAUUUAAUUAAUUUUUUAGCAAAGAAAUAAAUUGAUUUUUUCAGAUUUAUAAAGAAAAUAAGACUGUUUAAUUUAUUGUUGUUAAUGAUACUUCUUGAUGUAAUAGGUUAAAAAAUUUGAGGUAAAGUUUGAAAUAGCAAAACAAUUAUUUUUUAUUAUGUUUUACAGAUGAAGAAUGCAGAUCUAUGCCAAAAGAUUCACGAAGAAAGAAUGAUUUGCUUAAGUGUUAAACUUCAGAUAAGGCUUCUGCAACAAAAACAUUUGGAGACAUCUUAUGGUUGAGAAAAUUGAAUUCAAACCCAGUUAGAAAAUAUAAAAUUGUUACAUGUGUUCAAAGAUUUAUUGUGAAAAAAGAUAGCAAUUACUUUAAAAGAUUUAUUUCAGGAGACCUUGUUGAUUUACAACUGCAACCAACAAACAGAAAUUUAGACCAAAGACCAUUUGUCUUGGACAAAUAUUAUCUUUCAAUGGUUCUUUAUUUUUACACUGCUGGAACUACAAAGUUGCUGAAAAUUUGCCAUUAUAUUUACACACAGCCAUUAAGAUUUCUUGGUAUUGUUAUCAUUACAGCCAAAUUUACAUUGAAUUUUUUGUACCUGUGAUAUCUGAAAUAAAUUGUGGUUUUCAUUUAAAAAGCUGAAAAAAGUAAAAUAAAAAUCUUUAAGAGUAAGAGCAUCAAAUUUUUUUCUUCAAAAUCUAGCUUUACAAUUUAGCGCUUUACGCUGCAUCUUUUUUUUUAAAACUAUGCAGGAAAAAAGGAAUAAUUAUGAAUGUUUUCACUGUUUUCACAAACACAUGCAAGAAACAUGUAAGAAAAGCAAAGCAAUUAAUAAAUAGAUUGUAGACAAUUCAGCCUUAUGAAGGGACUUUUCCAAUUCUUGUAUAAUUUUAGUAAUUCUUAAACAUUCCUUUGAAUUGAUAUAUUUCAAUUUCUGUAGUUUUCAUUCAUCUAGGAGUUUCACUUUGUUGGUUAAGUAAUAUUAAGUAUUAUAAAGACAUUAAAUCAAUAAUUUUUAAUUCAGUUAUCAAGCACUCAUCAUUUUAACCUUUUCGCUACUGAUGACGUCGACACGAUGUUUCGAUCACCCACUUUCAAUUACCAAGGAUGUCACAUUGUCAUCAUAACAAAUAGGCAAAGAACUUUUCUGAAAAGUCACGUUAACGUCAUAUUUCAAUGCUAUAUAUAUUUCUUUAUUCGUUAAUCCAUAGAGAAGUUAAAAAGUGAAUCGGAUAGAGAAUAAAAAAUAUUGAAAAUUUCUUUGAGUCAGCAAAAAUGGAUGCCAAAACCAGCGGUAAUGAAAGAGUUAAGAGCUGUUCAUAAACACAUUAGUAGUUGUAUGAACAGUUUGCUAAUUAAAAUAAGAUGAGCAAUUUCAUAAAGAUAGUAGUAAAAAAUAUUUAUAAAAGUUGAAUUAAAAAAAAAAGGUUCCAAUUGUUUGAGUUCAGUGAAAAACAAAGAUAUGCAGCAGCUCUUACUCUUACAAUUGCACCCUUAUUAAAAAAAUUGCUUUGAGAAAACUCUGCGUAAUUAUGUGUUAAGAGAUUUAACCAUUUUUAAAAACAUUUUUGCUACUAAAAGUGCUUUCCAUAAAUUAAUGGGACAAUAAAUUGCAUUGAUUAAACUGUAUAUUUGUGUGUCUUAUCCUUAGCUAGGAUGGGGUUAGCUAGCAGAAAAAGUUUAAAUAAAAGUCUCUAGUCAUGAAUGUAAAUAAUGAAUUUUUUGCUUAUUGAAAAUGUGGAAAAUAAUCUCUAAGCUAUUUUUCUUGUGUUGUUUAAAUUGUUCAUUUCAUCUACCCUGAAAUCAUAAAAACUAUUACAUUUUAAAUUAUCAAAGGUUCUCACUAUUUUUAUGAUGAGUUCAGGUGAAGGAUAUGGAUCCAUAUCAUAUUAAAUUUUAGCCCCGAGAAGAAUUCAUUGAGAAAUUAAAUUCACUGACUCUCUGAAAUUAAUUCAUGUAACACCAUUAAGAACUCACAAGAUAGGUCACCGGACUACUAUGGCAACCUUUUCAGCAAUUAAAUAUUUUAGUGUAUCUUGUCUGACCUCUUGAAAUAAUAAUUGUGCUGUUCACUAUAUAAUCAUGUUUAAUUAGAAUGAGUUAUGUUUGAAUGCAUUGUUGAGAGAUUUUGUGGCAUUAUAAAUAAAAUUGCAUUAAAUUUUGCAAGAGUUUCUUUUCAGUUUUGAGAUGAAUUCAGUCAUUGUACCUCCCCACAGUCAGUUCGUCAAAACAAGAGUUUGUGGUUAGAUUUACAUCUAAGGUAUAAGUUCUAGCAUAAACUUAUUGUGAACAAAUGCAGAUUUCUGAAUUCCAAUGAUAUUAAAAUAUCAAGAUGUCAUGUUUAACUUGUGUAAAUAAUAGUAAACAAUUACAACUAUCACUCAAUGAUUACAUUAUAAAUUAUAUAUUCAAAUACUAUUAACACAAAUUGUACUAAAUUAUGAUAUAGUAUAAAUGAAUUCCGUGAGUGUUUAAAAUAUUUUUUUGAGGCUC
Lymnaea stagnalis (great pond snail) is the source of this 14296-nucleotide messenger RNA. Lineage: Eukaryota; Metazoa; Mollusca; Gastropoda; Lymnaeidae. The record is from the annotation of a GenBank genome assembly.